ACUGCAAGAUCGAUCUGGGCAUCGAAGGAGGAACGCUGUAACCUCCAACCCCUUUUUUCUGACCAACCGGGACCCGAGCAGUGCUGGGGCCGGGGAGGGUCACCCGUUGAGGACCGGGGCGGAGGGUGUUAAGUUACAGGGCAGGAGUCCGGGUCCCCCCGCGGGCAGGAAGGGGAGGGCCCAACGGGGCGAGGGGAACCCCGGUGCGGGCCUGGGGUGGGGUCGGAAAAGCUGUCUCACCGCGCGCUCCCGGGCCCUCCGCUCCCUCCCUCCCUCGCUGGCCUCCCUGCCACUCUCUGCGGCGCCUUCCCGGAGGCAGCGCCCGCAGCGGCCUCGCCAUGUCCCAGCCUGGCCGGAAGCCCGCCGCCUCCCCGCGGCCCGGGCGCGCUGCCGCAGCCCGCCGCACCCAGGAGCAUGUCAGUGAAAAAAACAGUGAAUCGCCUUCCAAACCAGGAGAAAAGAAAGGAUCAGAUGAGAAAAAAGCAACAAGCCUCAGGAGCAGUCAAUCCUCCAGAGCCUAUGCUGAUGGAACAGCCUCGGCCGCCAAGGUGUCAGCUUCCUCUGGUGCAACCAGCAAGUCUUCCAGUAUGAAUCCCACGGAAACCAAGGCUGUAAAAACAGAACCCGAAAAGAAGUCGCAAUCAACCAAGCUGUCUGUGGUUCAUGAGAAAAAAUCCCAAGAAGGAAAGCCGAAAGAACACACAGAGCUAUCUGUGGUUCAUGAGAAAAAAUCCCAAGAAGGAAAGCCGAAAGAACACACAGAGCCAAAAAGCCUACCCAAGCCGGCAUCAGAUACAGGAAGUAAGGAUGCUCACAAUAAAAAAGCAGUUUCCAGAUCAGCUGAGCAGCAGCCGUCAGAGAAAUCAACAGAACCAAAGACGAAACCACAAGAUAUGAUUUCUGCUGGUGGAGAGAGUGUUGCUGGUGUGGCUGCAGCAUCUGACAAGCUGGGUGACAAGAAAAAAGAAAAGAAAUCAUUAACUCCAGCUGUGCCAGUUGAAUCUAAACCAGAUAAACCGUCGGGAAAGUCAGACAUGAAUGCUGCUUUGGAUGACUUAAUAGACACUUUAGGAGGACCUGAAGAAACCGAAGAAGAAAAUACAACGUAUACUGGACCAGAAGUUUCAGAUCCAAUGAGCUCCACCUACAUAGAGGAAUUGGGUAAAAGAGAAGUCACAAUUCCACCAAAAUAUAGGGAACUCUUGGCUAAAAAGGAAGGGAUCAGAGGGCCUCCUCCAGACUCUUCGAAACCCAUGGGGCCAGAUGAUGCUAUAGAUGCCUUGUCAUCCGACUUCACCUGUGGGUCGCCUACAGCUGCUGGAAAGAAAACUGAAAAGGAGAAAUCUACAGAAGUUUUAAAAGCUCAGUCAGCAGGUAUAAUCAAAAGUGCUGCUCCACCCCAAGAGAAGAAAAGAAAGGUGGAAAAGGACACAAUGAGCGACCAAGCACUCGAGGCUCUGUCGGCUUCACUGGGCACCCGGCAAGCAGAACCUGAGCUCGACCUCAGCUCGAUUAAGGAAGUUGAUGAGGCAAAAGCUAAAGAAGAAAAACGGGAGAAGUGUGGUGAGGAUGAUGAAACAGUCCCAUCAGAGUACAGAUUAAAACCAGCCACGGAUAAAUAUGGAAAACCACUAUUGCCAGAGCCUGAAGAAAAACCCAAGCCUCGGAGUGAAUCGGAACUCAUUGAUGAACUUUCAGAAGAUUUUGACCGGUCUAAAUGUAAAGAAAAACCAUCUAAGCCAACUGAAAAGACAGAAGAAUCUCAGGGCGCUGCUCCGGCCCCUGUGGCGGAGGCUGUGCCUCGGACCUCCAUGUGCAGCAUACAGUCAGCACCACCUGAGCCGGCUACCUUGAAGGGCACAGUGCCAGACGAUGCUGUAGAUGCCUUGGCUGAUAGCCUGGGGAAAAAGGAAGCAGAUCCAGAAGAUGGAAAACCUGUGAUGGAUAAAGUCAAGGAGAAAGCCAAAGAAGAAGACCGUGAAAAGCUUGGUGAAAAAGAAGAAACAAUUCCUCCUGAUUAUCGAUUAGAAGAGGUCAAGGAUAAAGAUGGAAAGCCACUCCUGCCGAAAGAGUCUAAGGAACAGCUUCCACCCAUGAGUGAAGACUUCCUUCUGGAUGCUUUGUCUGAGGACUUCUCUGGGCCACAAAAUGCUUCAUCUCUUAAAUUUGAAGAUUCUAAACUUGCUGCUGCCAUCUCUGAAGUGGUUUCCCAAACCCCAGCUUCAACAACCCACUCUGGAGCCCCACCCCGUGAUACUUCGCAGAGUGACAAAGACCUCAAUGAUGCCUUGGAUAAACUCUCUGAUAGUCUAGGACAAAGGCAGCCUGACCCAGAUGAGAACAAACCAAUGGAGGAUAAAGUAAAGGAAAAAGCCAAAGCUGAACAUAGAGACAAGCUUGGAGAAAGAGAUGACACUAUCCCACCUGAAUACAGACAUCUCCUGGAUGAUAAUGGACAGGACAAACCAGUGAAGCCACCUACAAAGAAAUCAGAGGAAUCAAAGAAGUCUGCAGAUGACCAAGACCCCAUUGAUGCUCUCUCAGGAGAUCUGGACAGCUGUCCCUCCACUACAGAAACCUCACAGAACACAGCAAAGGAUAAGCGCAAGAAGACUGCUUCCAGCUCCAAAGCAUCUAAGAAUGGAGGUAAAGCGAAGGAUUCAGCAAAGACAACAGAGGAAGCUUCCAAGCCAAAAGAUGAUGAAAAACAUACAAGUUAAGGUUUAAACUGUCUGGUAUCUGCAUAUAAAAUCUUCAGCUGGUGGAUGGUGACUUUUGAAGAACAGAAGGCUUUGGCAACAGAAAACAAUUGUUCUGGGUAAUUUGCUGAGUCUUUGAACAUCCUAAAUAUUGGUUUGUUAAUCUUUUCCAGAAAGAAAAUGAAUUUGACUGGUUCACCUGUGUUAUUGUACUGAGUACUGAUAAACUUUGAAUUUUUUUAAUUGCCUUCAAUUGGGAGAGAAAGAAAGCUUUAUAUUUGUAAGAAAUAUAUUUGAUAAAGUUUCUUAAAGCAACACCAAAAAAAAAAAAAGCUAAGCAAACUUUUGCACAUUCUACACACAGUGCCUGUAAGUCUCAUUUGUAUUUUCAGUUUGCACUUAAAUUUUUUUGUUAGUGUUUGGAAAACAAAGCUUUAAAUAUUCUUCGGUGUUCUGAUUUCUUUUUACCCCCUUUCUUCUUGGGCUUUUGAACUGUAUUUGAUGUUGCUUUGGGAUUAUGUUUAUAAAACAUAAGAUAUUGUAUAUUGGCACAUAUCUCCUCUUGGGCUGCUAAUAAUAAAUUAAUAAUAGGUAACCUGGACAAUCCAGGGAGCACCAAACCCCUUUUCAGCUUGAACUCUUCUUUGCCAGGUGUGAGGACUCUGUACCUUACAGUCAGCACAAAACACACUGAGACUUGAAUCAAGUCAGCAACAGAGCAGAAUAAAGGUUAGAUAAGUCCCUGUGUAGCAAGUUCUGAGCAUAAGAAAUAAAAUCUAAUUCUUAGGGUACUCAUUUGAUUUGAACUUGGUGGUUUACGGUGUUAGUAAACUGUGCUUUCUAUUAUCUAUACAGAAAACUCACGUAGCAACUGUGUGCUUAGAGCUAUUGCCACAUUAGUCCUUGCACUGUAUCGCAUCUGGCUUUACGGAACUUAAGUUUACCUAUACAAAAAGAAACUUCUGCUUUAAAAAAAUUAUAUAUAUAUGAAAUUUUAAAUCUGCUUUUCUCCCACAGCAAUUUAAGAAAUAGGCUCUGAUGUCCUAGAACUUUGAAUGGUUUCUGAAUGAAAAGCUCCUGAACAUUGCACUGAUAUCAUUGAUUAGAAUUUUGGUAUUUUAUUUCAUCUUUAUUUCCCAGUAGUGAAUGCAAGAAAAGAUGUCAGGUACAUAACACAAAACAGAUUGGGAAUUUCUUGUUUCCAAAGGGCAUGGCAUUCCUUAGCAUCAGAUUGCAGCUUUUGUUAUAGCUUAGCUGACUUGUGGUAGCAGAGCAAGCAAAAACAAUAACAUAGCUUAGGAAUGGGCACCACAUCUUGUUAACCUCCCCCACAAAUACUCCCUGAAAGUCACGCUCAUACCUAUGGGAUUUCACACUCCACCAGCUUAAAAUGCUAUGUCUCUGCCCAUCAGAAUUAGUCACUAUUCUAUUUUUAAGGCAACAACAAGAAAAUAAAAAAUACUUUUCCUGAGGGAUUUCUAACUUUGUAUCUAAUCCUCCCAUUUGGACAGUAUAGGGGUUUGCUUUUUUGUUGUCGUUAAAAAAGACCUCGAAACCUUUGACACUGACAGAUGAGUUUGCAAGGUAUAGCUGCAUUAUGACUAAUUUCCAUGUGGAUCUAGAAGUAUUUUUAAAUGGGAUACCAAAAUCUAGAAGUUUAAAGAUGCCUAUUAUAGUAAACAUUUAUUUAAGGUACUCUGAAUAUGCCUUCUUUUUAAUGAGAAAUAUCAAGACUUGUGUGUUUGUUAAUAACUAACUGGAGUAAGCUACAGGAUCUAAAGCAGCCCUUUUUACAAUCAGUUAGGAGAAAAUAAUUGCAAAUAUCCACUUAGAGGCAAAGAACAAUUUUUAUUACCAAAAAGGUUUCUGCACAUUGUUGUGGCAAUAUUGUAUCUGUUUAGAAAAUGAGCUUUUCCAAAAGCAAAUGAAGUUCCUCAGGUGACCAGAACUGAAAAUCAGUAUUUCCAUGUUUCAUUAAUCAAGACAUAAAAUACAAUUAAAGCAAAAUAGUUUACAUUAAAA
Molecule: messenger RNA, 4721 nt
Organism: Callithrix jacchus (white-tufted-ear marmoset)
Lineage: Eukaryota; Metazoa; Chordata; Mammalia; Primates; Cebidae
Gene: CAST
Product: calpastatin
Cellular component (GO): cytoplasm
Molecular function (GO): calcium-dependent cysteine-type endopeptidase inhibitor activity
Source: RefSeq, a predicted model, not a curated record